This is a messenger RNA of Colletotrichum graminicola M1.001, 2304 nucleotides long. RefSeq lists its product as uncharacterized. The transcript is spliced from 3 exons. The record is from RefSeq and is a predicted model, not a curated record. Bases 1 to 2304 code for a protein of 767 amino acids. NCBI's taxonomy places the organism in Eukaryota, Fungi, Ascomycota, Sordariomycetes, Glomerellales, Glomerellaceae. Gene Ontology annotation, biological process: regulation of DNA-templated transcription; DNA-templated transcription. Gene Ontology annotation, molecular function: DNA binding; zinc ion binding; DNA-binding transcription factor activity, RNA polymerase II-specific. Gene Ontology annotation, cellular component: nucleus.
AUGUCAGACACGAAUGCACGUUCGCAACAAAUGGCCGAGGAGGAAGCGAACUCGGUGUUCAGUCACGACGAGGGCUCAAGCGGUGAUGACACGACCAACAACGGCUCGGGUGGCCCCCCGAGGAAGCGCAAACGGGAAAAGCACCAAAAGACGUCAUGCGAGCUGUGCAAAGCAAGGAAGGUGAAGUGUGAUCGUGCAGAGCCUGCAUGCUCAUGGUGUGCCCGACACAAUCGGACCUGUGUCUACCUGGAAAGACAGAAACCCGGGAGUCGCAUUGGCUUCAGUCUUGAACUUGAGGCCAAGGUCAACAGGCUCGAUGCUCUUCUACAGGCCCUUGGCCGUCGGGUGGAAGAGCACAUAUCCAACGACCACGUCGCCGCUCCUCCUGGUCUCUCGCCAGCCAUCAGCAGUCAGGCGCCCUCGCAAGUCGAGGCAUCACAUCAGGAUACCAAUGGCGUCAGCCCAGGCCCCGGUCUUCCCAGACCAACGCCCACGUCGAAUGACAGAACGUCAGCCUUUUCGGGCCCUUUCUGGCAGGGUGGUGAUGCGCAGGGAGCCCUCCAGAGUGGUGAUCGAACCUCGGUACAGGCCCUCCUGAAUCUCUCAGCAAGCGAAUCUUUCAAUCAAACGGGGGCAUCACUCAGCGCGGCCGCGCCUCGAAAAGAUGCAUCGUCUGUUCCGACCGUGUCCGAAUUCCCAUCACACGACUUGUUGUACACGCUUGUCGACCUGUACUUCAAGCAUUGCAACACGUGGUGUCCCAUCCUGGACCGCAAGACAACCUUCGGCGCCUUCUUCGGUUCGACAUCCCUCAACGAGGCCGAUAGGGUUCUCUUGCACGCCAUAGUUGCAACUACCCUGAGGUUCCUGAAAGACCCGCGAUUGUCGCCCGAGAUGUGCUCCCACCACCAUGCACUAUCGAAACACCGGGUGCAGAUAUACGCCAUGGAGAACGUCAGCAUUGCGGCGCUGAGGGCUUUGGUUAUCCUCUGCCUGGAUGAGCUGGGAACUUCAAACGGACCCCGCGGCUGGAACAUGCUCGCACUCCUCGCCCAAAACGUGAGGCAGCUGGACCUCUGCGAGGAGAGCAGCGUGUACCUCACAGCCGAAGUUGAGGAUACACCAAACACCGGCUCGAUCCGCCGUGUUGUUAUGGGCCGACCUGAAUCGUGGAUCGAAGACGAGGGCCGUCGUCGGCUUUGCUGGAUGGUUUACCUCCUCGAUCGAUAUGCAACGAUUGCAACAACCACAUUUGACUUCAUGCUCGAGGACAAAAAGAUGAAGCGCGGCCUGCCGUGUUCGUACGACCUGUUUUCUCGAAACGUUCCCGUCGAAACGAGGUCAUGGAGCCCGUCGUCCGACCAGAUGGGUAGUCCAGAAAUAAACAAACCCGAAAACCUUGGCAGUUUCUCGUAUCAUUGCGAGAUAUUGCGAAUCCUCAGCAAAGUCCACGACUUUCUCAAGACACCCAUCAACGUAACGUCAUCGGCCGACAUGGCUGUCUGGCGCAACACAUACAGAUCGCUGGACAGUGCGCUCGACAGCUGGCUGCAGAGCUUGCCGAGCGAGUAUAGCAGAAUAUCGGCCCUGUGCCACUCCGAUCCAGCAAGCCGCGUCGCCAACUGGUUUAUGCUGCAUAGCGCCUAUGUCACGUCGGUCGUGCGUCUGCAUUCAUCUGCUGCGUACCCCACCGUGAGGUCGCACAUCUUUGUCCCAUCGCACUAUGCGAUGCAAAGGUGCUUGUCUGCCGUGCAAAGUCUGGGCGAUAUUGCGCAAGACGUCUUCGAGGCGAACGGUCUUGAUCUUUUGGGGCCCCCGUUUGCAUUUUCCCUGUGGGUGGCCGCGAGAUUGCUGCUCAUCCACGCCGCAACCGUCGGUUGCCCUGUUGACCCAAAGAUUGAUUUCUUCAUCGAAACGCUGCGUCACGUCGGGCAGUAUUGGGAGGUAGCGAACAACUAUGCCAAGAUCCUCGCUCGGGUGGUACAACGGGGCCGUCAAGGCGACAUGAGCUUCGCCGCCAUGAGAAAGAGCGCCCACGAUUUGGUAACAUUGACAUCCGCCACUCGACGGUCCGGAUUGGAGCCGACGUCGACUCAGGUAACAUCAUUGAGCGAAUUGGACAAUAUUGACGUCUUCGACUUUUUCAACUACCCCAAAAUCUCGGAGCCGACAAGAGUAGCGAACGGCCAUACGAAUCUGCUGCAGCCGCAGGUCAUGAGCGGACUGGGCGGUGAUUCCAUGAGGACUACAGGGCUACCAGAUCCAGAGUCGGACUGGCUUGGCUUCAACACUCCCUUCAACUGA